Paraphaeosphaeria sporulosa is the source of this 2166-nucleotide messenger RNA. RefSeq lists its product as uncharacterized. The annotation marks the transcript as partial. The transcript is spliced from 5 exons. The record is from RefSeq and is a predicted model, not a curated record. Gene Ontology annotation, molecular function: protein binding. Lineage: Eukaryota; Fungi; Ascomycota; Dothideomycetes; Pleosporales; Didymosphaeriaceae.
GAAGGCAUAGCUGUUGUUUCGGUCGCUGUCCAUCUCGCGGAAGCUUGCAUCAAGCUUCACGAUUUUUGGGAAUCCAUGGAAGAUGCUCCGCACGAAAUCGCAACAAUCAAGGAAGACUUACUGUAUCUCAUCUCUAUUUUUAAGAGGGUCGAAUCCAGCGAGCAUUCGUCGAGCAAAUGUAUGGCGGAAGGAGCCACCCACUGCCAGAGAAAAGUAGCGGUGUCCACCGAUUCAAAUUACCAUUGCAUCGCCGAGAAACCGCGACAAAUCUUAUCCGGUGGAAGCAAAUCUACUCAGCUCAAAGGAAAUACUGAGGCUUCCAGGUUUCGCUGUUUGCAGUCUCCUUCGUGUACGCCAUCGACUAGCAAAAUUUUGUAUCCAAACAAUCUGAAGUAUAUGAUGAAGCCUGUCGAUGGGUCAUACAGGUCAGAGCUCCAAAUCCAACAACUCAUGCUACAUGCAAUCUCGAAAAUCGCAAUAGCUGCGUUUGAAACGACUUCCUUAGAUAUUCUUGCUCGAGACAGCUACAUUGUUGAUGAGUGUGGACAGCCACGGGCAAAAACUUUUGUGUAUGCAGAUCGUCUCCGAUAUAGCAUUCACCACACAACGUCUAGCUUCCAGACCCCACUCGGCCCAGUUUGGGUACGCAAAACGACCAUAUACCCCACCAACGACCCUGCAGCUGGAAGUUACCAGACGGUGACCUCUAUUGUAUUCUACCCUAGGACAUGGAUGAAGUGUCUGGGUUUCCAAAGGGGGCUGGAGGCGGCCAUGUCAUCUGCGGGCAGAAGCUGGCUUCUCAAUUGCAGGGUAACAUUGACUCGCGCAGUACCUGAGGAUUCUCUUAUAUUUGAGCUCUGCCGAACUGGACAGACUCGUGCUGUUGAGACCCUGUUGGGUAAAGGGCUGGGAAGCGUAGUAGACACGAGUCCGAAGGGAUGGAAACCUUUACAUUUUGCUGCCGCCGCCGGACAUGUGGACUUGUGCACCAUGCUGAUCCGAGCAGGUGCAGAUAAGUCAGCAUUAGUCUACAAAGGGCCCUCCGAAUCCAUCCUUACUAUACAGAUGCUCAGGAUGUUUUACGACUGCAUCGACCUGACUAGUCCUGAAGGCGACGGCUGGCAAGUUCAUGAAUGGUUGAAGAGAGCCUAUGCAACAGAAAAAGUCCCAAUAUCGCAGAACAGCAUCACUUGGCUUUUACAUUUGACAGCGAAAGAACAGUACGUUGAGUGCAACCCAAGAGUCCUAUGGUCUGGACUGCAGCACGCUGUAAGGUCAGUGCUCAACCACGAGCGUUAUAGCAAACAUCUAGAGCAUAUUCUCCAACUCUGGGACGCUGAUGCUAGGAAUCUCAGCCUGCAGCACGUAAGUGCACUUUCGUCCUGGAUAGCUCUUCGAGUAACAGGGCGUGUGCUUGUGAUGGCUGUACAAGCAGGGGCAUUCCUUCGGAUCAAGGGAUUUGACUGGACCGAGGACGACAUGACGUACGGAGCGUUCUUGCAAGCACAACCUGGCAUCUAUGCAGACUGGUGCAAUGCAGUUCUCGAUGCGGUCGACAAAUUAGAAAAUCACAUGCGAGAAGAGUUGGAGUUGUAUAUGCGGCAACUGUGUUGGACGCAGGAUGAUCUUCUGAACGCUCUAUCAAGCACGAACGCUGUCAUCUACAACUCGAACGACCGGACAUCCCACCUCCAGACCUGCUCGCGAUGCCAACAUAACUACACUUCGAUGGCCCAUAUUCUAGUCGAGCCUGCACGAAUUGAAAUCCAGGAAUGUGUGAAGACCGGCCACAGCCCUGUCUGCAUAUGCCGCAACAUACCGCAACAAAGUCUGAAAGUAGCUGAACUCCCAGAAUACACUGGAAUGUGGUGUUAUCCUUCUAUAGACGAUGUAUUGGACGCUGAAGAGGACUUCUUCGACGCGCAGCCGUACCUCUUCGACCCCACAUCGCUCCAGAUCGAUCGACCAAAUUCGAACGUAUUCUCCGAGGCAGCUACUCUACUCUACACUGCCCAAGGAAGAAACUGGAUAGGCAGUUACGCGAUUGGAGAGCGCCUUUGCGCAAGCUGCUUCUUUUUCAAGGAGAGAUACAUCGGUGAGGACGGGUUUGCAGCGGAGUUUCCACCCAUGCCAGAAAGCUUCGUGAGCCUUCGCACUAAGUGGUAG